Leptopilina heterotoma is the source of this 1945-nucleotide messenger RNA. Its product is annotated as RYamide receptor. The coding region runs from base 446 to 1834 and encodes 462 amino acids. Lineage: Eukaryota; Metazoa; Arthropoda; Insecta; Hymenoptera; Figitidae. Gene Ontology annotation, cellular component: membrane. Gene Ontology annotation, biological process: G protein-coupled receptor signaling pathway. Gene Ontology annotation, molecular function: neuropeptide Y receptor activity. The record is from RefSeq and is a predicted model, not a curated record. The transcript is spliced from 10 exons.
AAAAGAUUACAAGAAUUAAAAAAAAAUAUUGUUAUGAAAUGCAAAUUUUCAUAGAAAAUAAAAUGUGGUUUUUCCAUAAGCAACUGAAAAAAAUUGAUUUAUGUAUAUACCGUUCAAGUGCAAUAACAAGAUUGCGAACCCGAUUCCAUUAAAUAAAAUGUGCAGAAGUAAUAAAACUGAAAGUUCCACUUGAUGAAUCGAUAUGAAAAAUUGAACUUUCCCCCCAUUUCAAAAAAAUAAAAAAAAAAAGAAAAACAUUUUUCCCAAUUCUGGUUGAGCAAUAAAAUACUAAUCAUUUGAAAUAGUGAAUGUGGAUUAAAAACCCCCCCAAAAAAAACAAUAAAAAAUUCUAUAUUUGAAUCGACAGAAAGUUUAAUCUUUAUGGAACGGAUUUCUGCAUCGUUAUUCAAAACAAUUUACAUGAACAUUGAUAUUUGGUUUCAUUAUGAAUGAUUCGUGGUCACCAGAAGAAGGAGGUCCUGAUAUAUGGUGGCCACCUGUGUACAACACUACUCACUGGUUAAUUAAUAAUGAUUCUUAUGAUGAUCAAGAUAUCCUUUACGAUGUUCCUGCAGGAAUAAUUGUACUCUUGAGUAUAUGUUACGGAACUAUUUCCGUCUUAGCCGUUGUCGGCAACGCUCUUGUGAUGUGGAUCAUUGCAACUUCAAAGCGUAUGCAAAGUGUCACAAACUGCUUCAUUGCCAAUCUAGCAUUUGCUGACAUUGUCAUAGGACUGUUUGCAAUUCCCUUUCAAUUUCAAGCAGCUUUACUUCAACGAUGGAUUUUACCCCACUUUAUGUGCCCAUUUUGCCCUUUCGUACAAGCUUUGUGUGUAAAUGUAUCAGUAUUCACCCUUACAGCAAUUGCUGUUGACCGACAUCGAGCUAUACUAAAACCUUUAAGUGCAAGGCCGAGCAAACUGAAAGCUAAACUAAUCAUCGGAGGUAUUUGGCUGAUUAGUGCAGCUUUAGCAGUGCCAAUGGCAGUAGCUUUGAGGGUAAUUAUGAUUCCGGAAGGACCUCACGCGCCGCACAUAAAAAAGCCCUUUUGUCACAAUGAAAAUAUGUCUGAAAGCUCGAUGCUGACAUAUAGAGCUGUUUUAGGAUUUCUACAAUAUCUCACACCCCUAACAAUCAUAUCGUGCGUUUACGCCAGAAUGGCUUUAAGAUUAUGGGGCAGUCGAGCUCCUGGGAACGCACAAGACUCAAGAGAUGCCAAUUUAAUGAAGAAUAAGAAAAAGGUAAUCAAAAUGCUGGUUAUUGUCGUAGCAAUAUUUGCAAUUUGCUGGUUACCACUUCAAACGUACAACGUUCUUCAGUACACGUAUCCAGAAAUAAAUGAAUAUCGAUAUAUCAACAUAAUAUGGUUCUGCUGUGACUGGUUGGCAAUGUCCAAUAGCUGUUACAACCCGUUUAUCUAUGGGAUUUACAAUGAAAAAUUCAAAAGAGAAUUUCAACAAAGACGUCCGUGUAGAUCUCGAAAAUGGUCAUCGAGUCCACCAACGGACAGUUUAGAUAUGGAUAAAACGCAAAGUACCAGAGCGUCCAUCAGGUACAUUCUCAGAUAUGACUGGAGAAGACCAACAUCUAGCGGUUGUCCAGCAACGUCAUCUUUCUACAGAAGUGCAUCAAUAAGAGAAACAUCAAGACUAAUGGUAAACGGAAAUGAAAUACAGACGCGUUCUAUAAAUUCAAGUGGAUGUUCCACUCGCAAUGGACACGAUAACCAGUCUUCUAUUCCCAGGAGCGCAGAUAGAACAACGGAGUUGUAUGUUUUCUCAUCCGGAAGACACAAACACAGUCGUGAUCUUGCUAAUCAAGAACUUUGCUUAUAAUUUAAGUAAACACAUAACUGGAUAACUGGAUGUCAUUUUCCUGACCCAGUCUAAUAUAAGACAUAAAACUUUUUAUCAAAAACUUAGUGAAUUUUCGUUAGAGGAAAAAAG